Molecule: messenger RNA, 1453 nt
Organism: Solanum dulcamara
Lineage: Eukaryota; Viridiplantae; Streptophyta; Magnoliopsida; Solanales; Solanaceae
Exons: 13
Coding region: 103-1182 (359 amino acids)
Biological process (GO): proteolysis
Molecular function (GO): serine-type peptidase activity
Source: RefSeq, a predicted model, not a curated record
GUUCCAUUUUUGUUCUUCACUAGUCACUCCCGUACAUAUAUGCAAAUUUUGUUUAUAAGUCCAAAUUCUUGACUUGUUUUUCAUCUCAACUGAUCGGAAUCCAUGGCGACGGUGGAGACAGACGACGGUGCUGCUAAGCUCCGGUCUCAGUUCCUUCAUGUCCUUCGUAGCCGUCGUCCUUCUGAAGUUCCACUAUCUGUAAUACCUGGGAAACCUGUGAAGGAUCCUUUCUUUCAGGAAUCUCCAAAGCCAAACUUCAGUGAGGCAAUGGCAUCAUGCCCAAAGGAAGAGAUACCCAAUUUUAAGGAACUGCUUCAAGAGGAAAAUUUCUACCUGACUACUGAGGACGGAGUGCAAGGGCUCUUGCCUGUAUUGGUAUUGAGCAUGAAAGAAAGUGAAAAGAAAAGGAGGCCUACUAUUGUUUUCCUGCAUAGCACGAACAAAUGCAAAGAGUGGUUGAGGCCAUUGCUUGAGGGAUAUGCUUCAAGGGGAUAUAUCGCUGUUGCAAUUGAUUCUCGAUACCAUGGAGAACGUGCGACCAGCAUCACAACCUAUCGAGAUUCCUUAGUGUCAUCGUGGAAAAAUGGAGAUACGAUGCCGUUCAUAUUUGAUACGGUUUGGGAUUUGAUAAAACUGGCAGAUUAUCUUACUGAGAGGGAAGAUGUUGACCCAUCAAAGAUAGGAAUCACUGGGGAGUCUCUUGGAGGUAUGCAUGCGUGGUUUGCUGCAUUUGUCGACACUCGCUAUUCUGUGGUUGUCCCCAUAAUUGGUGUUCAGGAUUUUGGAUGGGCAAUUGAGCAUGAUAAGUGGCAAGCAAGAGUUAACAGUAUCAAGGCUGUCUUUGAAGGAGCACGUGCUGAUUUAGACAAGAGUGCAAUUGACAAAGAAAUAGUUCAGAAGGUCUGGGACAGGAUUGCCCCGGGUUUGGCCUCUCAAUUCAAUGCACCAUACACAGUUCCAACUAUUGUACCACGCCCGUUACUGAUUUUAAAUGGGGAAGAUGAUCCUCGUUGCCCACUAAGUGGCCUGGAAAUUCCAGAAUCAAGAGCUUGCAAAGCUUAUGAAGAGGCUAAUUGUCCUCAGAAUUUCAAGCUGAUAGCGCAACCUGGAAUUGGUCAUCAAAUGACGCCAUUGAUGGUAAAAGAAGCAAGUGACUGGUUUGACAGAUUUCUUAAAGUAUAAUCACCAGUGCUUGAAUCUACAGUCUCAAACACAUUCUUGUCUUAAGGAUUCAAUGAUAGUUCCUACAAUAAAAUCUUGAAGGAUAAGUGUUAAAGAUUGCAAUUUGUAUUAUUUGCUUGUAUUUGGGAUUCCAUUUCUUUUCAUAUUAUGUUUUCCACGUGGGAUUGAUAUUUGGCGGAAGAAUUGGAGAAGUUGAGUAUUUAAGGAAAAUGAAAGUCUACAAACCAAAUUGUUCUUUAUUACAAUGAAAUGUUGUGGGAUCUUAAAGGUA